UUUCCCAUGAUUCUGUGCGACGUUAGCCACUGUGCUGGAUGACAGCUAUCCGGCGCCAACAGCGACAGACUCUCACAACGCAAGAGCCAUGGCGGCCACGGGUGGAGGGAAAAUCAGAAGCAGGAGAUAUCACAUCGCCUCUAAGCCGUACGCCAAGAGUAAACAGCAGCAGCAGCAGUCAGGCCUGAUCAGUCGAGUGACGGAUACGGUAAAGAGCAUCGUUCCUUCCUGGCUGCAGAAGUACUUUAAGAACGGAGAUGCUCCAGAGGAAGAAGAAGGAGGCGGUGGAGGGGGAGGACCGGGAGAUGUGAGGCAGCAUUGCCAGACUCCUCCUCUUCCUCCUAACGGCAAUGAAGAAGGACCGCCUUCCCUGGAUGGCCGCAGCACACCUGAGCCCAGCACGAGUAACACAGAGCCCUCAAACAGCCGGGCGUCUCUCAACUUUCAGGACUAUGUGCUGUCACGACCCCCCCUUAGCCGCUCCCACCUCCACUUCUCCCCGCUGGAGGCCUCGUCGCCCACCCUGGGGGCCCCCAGCGGGCUUGUCUCCCAGCCCUCCACGUCCUCGGCGCCGGGGCCCUUCUCCACCGGCUGCUCCUUAGUCAAAGAAAUCAAAGAUAACCUCUCGCAGCACGAGGACGACAACAUCUCCACCACCAGCGGCUUCUCCUCACGCGCCUCCGACAAAGAUGUGCCCACUUCCAAAACAGCGUCGCUUCCGCAGCUUUGGUCGCCAGAGGUGGACAGGACCAUCUCUGUGCCACAGCCCUCACAGUCCGGUCUGAAAAGGCCCGCCUUCAACCUGUCUGUCUUUGGCACUUCGGCCCAUUCCACGCUAAACAGCACGGUGUUGAACAACAGCCAUCUGGGAGACUCGCCCUUCUAUCCCGGCAAGACCACGUACGGCGGAGCCGCCGCCAAGAGCUGUCGCACCCGUCCCGGAACGCCUUAUCAGGCCCCGGUGAGGAGACAAAUUAAAGCCAAACCCGCUGGAGCGCAGCCCUGCGGGGUGACCAGCGCCACCGCCAGGCGCAUCCUGCAGUCUUUGGAGCGCAUGUCAAGUCCUCUGGCAGAUGCCAAGAGGAUCCCUGCGGCAGCAUCCCCUCGCUCCACAUCACUGGAUGAUACCAAUCUUGAUGUGUCACAUUUCCAGUCCAAAAAGAAAAGGCUGGAUUCCAACCUCCCGCCGGUGCAGAAGCUCGUUGUUCCUGCUGCACUGCCAUCCUCGGCAAAUCGCUCCGUCUCCUUCAGGCCUAGCCUGACCCCAGGAGGGCUUAGCCGAACCCUGGACCGGACCCCAAGAGACACGCCUCUCAGACAAUCGCCGCUACUACCUGAUAGAAGGCCCGGCCCCUCCCAAAGCACAGCGGGCUCCAGUGGGGGCCCGGCCUACCCCAUGUCCAGCACACCUGCAGCGUCCAGCAGUUCUGGGGGCGGCAAGAUGAAGCGAGAGAGGACCAGCACAAGGCCAUCCUCCAAGCGCAUGGAAGAUGACGAGGUGGCUGAAGUACCAGACCUUCCAAGCAUUUCACUCCCCAUCAGCACGUCUGCCUUGCCUGCCUUCAGCUUCUCCUCCCCCCAGCCGGCCCUGGCUACCGGCUCCGCCUCCUCCUCCGCCUGCGUCGCUUCCGGCAUUGCCGUCACUCUGGAGACAAGUGCGUCACCCCCGUGUGCACCCUUUACCUUCUCCUCACCCAUCGUCAAAGCAAUUCCUACUAGUCCUCCAGCCUUCUCCCCUACGGCUGGCUUCACGUUCAGCGCCCCUGUAGCCAAGCUAGGUCCCUCCCUGUCCAAUGGGAAGCUGGCCACGCCCAUAGCGACGGCAGUCAAAUCGCCAAGCACAGAAGACUUUGAAGGACCUUUCAAACCAGCUAAGACAUUGAAGCAAGGCAGCGUGCUGGACCUCCUCAAAGCUCCUGGCUUUGCUUCCAUGCCUGCACAAAAGUCAUCCAGCUCUGAUGACUCUUUCCAGAAGACCUCCUCACAGUCCAUUGCCACCACCACUACCACCUCCUCCUCCGCCCCAGCAGGCCUUAGUGACUUAUUCAAAGCCCCCGCAGGGUGGAGCUGUGACACGUGUUUUGUGCAAAACAAGCCCACUGAUACAAAAUGCGUUUGCUGCACGGUGGCUCGGCCCAGCGCCUCAUCCUCUUCCUCAUCCUCGUGCAAAGCAGCAAGCGUCCCCUCCUCAGCCCCGAAGAGCAGCCCAGCAAACAGCACCUCCUCCAAGCCCACGGGAACCUGGUUGUGCGACACCUGUCUGGUCAUCAACAAGGCCGACGCCGUCAAGUGCGUGGCCUGCGAGACGGCCAAGCCCGGAACAGGGCUCAAGCCGCCAGCUUCCUUUUCGGCCUUCUCUGCUCCCAAGACCCUCCCCGGUCCCUCAGUGACCGCCCCCACCCUGCCGUUAGCUGUUGGAGAGCUGAAAAAGCCUGAGGGACCGUGGGAGUGUGACGUGUGCUGGGUUCAGAACAAGGCAGAGGAUACAAAAUGUAUAGCCUGCUCAAGCGCUAAACCAGGAGCGCCAGCAGGAACCUCCUCUGCAGCCGCCGGUGCACCGUCGUUUGGCUUUGGGGACAAGUUCAAGAAGCCGGAGAACGCUUGGGAUUGUGACGUGUGUCAGCUGCAGAACAAGGCUGCUGAUGUCACCUGCGUCGCCUGUCAGGGAGCCAAACCUGGAGCUCAGGUGGAGCCCAAAGGAUUUACGUUUGGCACAUCGAAUGUUACCUCUCUAUCCGGAUCUGGAGGGAUUAAGUUCGGGGUGGCAACGUCGCAAUCCUCCUCGUUCUCGGCGGGUGGAUUCAAGUUUGGUAUCCCGUUUGGAAGCGCCCCACCAGAAAGUGCAUCUAAAGACACUAGUAGCUCCUUGGGGUUCAAGUUCAGUGGGCCGUCAGAGGGUUUUAAGUUUGGGGUUUCUUCUGCUGAUGAGAAGAAGUCGGAGCAACCCGCCGCAGCAUCCCAGAUGAAGUUUGGAAGCAGCGGUGGGAACAUGUUUGGAACCGGAUCACCUGGCACGGAAAGCAUCUCCUCCAAGAGCACCUUCAGCUUUGGUCUCACAAAGCCUGAAGAGAAAGCACCAGCCGCGACCACACCCUCUGUUACGGUUGCACCGCCUGCUUCCUCUUCCUCUACGGCCUCAGCCAAUGACGGCACGUCCACAAGCACCGCCACCGGGUCUGUGUUUAGAAGGCUGGGGGAGGCCGCCCCGGCCGCCUCCACGACAUUUGCAUCGUUAACCGCCGAGACAAAGCCGCCCGCUCCCGCGUUGCCAUUCGUGAAGCCCGAGGAGAAGGAGGAAGCACCAGCCACCUCCACACCAUCCAGCUUCCUGUUCGGUGGCACCAGCAAAGAUGCAGAGACCGCGCCAGCCACCUUGGGGGGCUUUUUCUUCAGCAAGCCGAGCGUUCCGGCGGAGCAGGCACAGCCCACGUUCGCGUUUGGCAAACCCGCUGAUAAGAGCGACGGUUUGAAUUCGGAGGCUCCAAAGCCCGCUUUUACUUUUGGACAAGCGGCCACAGACUCCGAUGCUCCAAAAGCUGCCUUCUCUUUCCUGACCACCAAGCCUCCCAGCACCUCAUCAGGCCCCGCCCCCACCCCCAGCCUGUUCGGCAUGAGCGUCAUCACCCAAGCGGCGCCCGCUCCUGCCGCGGCCCCCAGCACUUUCAUGUUCGGUCAGCCCGCCGCGGGCGCCAGCGACGCUCCCCCGGCCAAAGCCUUCGUCUUUGGACAGAACCAGGACAGCCAACUGCCCGUUACCUCCACCCCGGCCCCCUCGCAGCCGUUCGUUUUUGGUGCCGGAGCCAGCACCGCGCCUCCCGCCGCGCCUCCCGCCGCUCCUUCCAUCACUUUUGGAGGGUCGACGCCCACUGCUGCCCCCCCUGCAGCCCCCAACCCCUUCCUCGUCAGCUUGUCAACCCCCCCGAAGUUUGGUGCCAGUCAGGCUCCGGCAUUUGGGUCAUCUUUUGCUUCCCAGUUCCCGUCCGCCACUUCCCACACGCCAAUGUUUGGAGCCAAGCCCGCCGACGCCCCCGUCUUUGGUCAGCAGGCCAACCCCACCCCUGCCUUUGGCGCCGCCGCCAACUCUGCACAAGGUGCGGGCUUUCAGUUCGGAGGAGCCGGUGCGUUCGGGUCCUCAAACAGCACAGGAGUUUUCACUUUUGGGGCCGGAGCAGCGGCAUCUCCCGCCCCGGCUGCCAGCCCCGCCCUCGCACCGCAGUCGGGACCACCUGGAGGCGGAUUCAACUUUUCGCAGCCUCUGGCUUUUAAUAUCGGGUCAUCCAAGUCCUUCACCCCUUCUCCCGCUGGACAAACAAUCGGCGGACGCAAGAUCAAGACGGCUGUACGGCGCCGUAGAACGUAGACGUGCUUUGUGUGACGUGACGUGCGGACAGCGAAAUGACCUUUUGGAGGAAGGUCCGCCGCUCUGUUUGUUUUUGUACCCCCACCCACAGGGGGUCAGGUGGGUCUGUGGGUGUUCUCCUGCUGCCGACUGAACAAAAGACACCGACAGCCAUCCUGCCCUGAACGCCACCAGCGGACAUCUUUGUUUCCAACACCGGCGCGUGUCUGCCAGACUCCAGGCAUGGCCACCCCCCCCCCCCCCCACCCCCCCACCCCCUCAGCUUUGUUUGUAAUGAAAGGAGACGUGCUGCGGCGAAUAGCUGAGUGCAGACUUUGUAGAGCCGUGGCGUGCAGAGCGUCCGUACGCCACGCUGGAUGUACACUGACCCCCCCGCCCCCGCCCCCACCUCCAUGUAUAGACUUGAGGUGUGUUUGUAUACGUAUGCGAGUUGUUAGCAAGCAAAUGAAUGUUUGGAAAGGAAAGGAGGGGAGGAAGGAAGGAAAGGAGGGACUUUGUAAAUGCAUCCUUUUCAUCUUCCAUGUUUGACAUGUGUGCUUUGCUCCACCUUCUUUUUCACUCUUCUUGCCCUCUCGUUUCUUUCCCGUCCUUCCGACCUCACGCUCGCCCUUUAUCUCUCUCUCUUUAUCUCUCUCUCUCUCUCUCUCUCUCUCUCUCUCUAUCGGCCUUUGAAUAUGAUACAAACGUGUAAAUAGUGAUUUUUUUUUUUUUAUCUGUGAAGUUGAUUUUGUGAGUGUGUGCGUUACCAGCUCUGUUGAGCCUUUUUUUUUUCUCUAGAAUUGUCUGAGUCCCUAUAUUCAAAGUUGCCCCAAUCCAUUUAAUAGGAGCUAACAUGCUAAUUGGAGAGCCUUUGCUGACUAAAGGCCGAUUUGGCUCACUGAUCCACUUUUGUUUGGACCAAAAGCAGUAUUGUACAAAGUAUUAAGUAUAUAUUUUUCUAUGGCGUGAUUAAAUGGACCAGGGUGACUUUGGAUGAUAAGGAAGUUGAGUUUCAUUUUAAAGCCAUGACGAUGAUGACGAUGAUGAUGAUGAUUAGCGGAUGAGUGAUAAAAGUUCCAAACCAUGGUUCAUUACCAUCAAUAAAAGUAUCCAAUGAAA
Doryrhamphus excisus (bluestripe pipefish) is the source of this 5458-nucleotide messenger RNA. NCBI's taxonomy places the organism in Eukaryota, Metazoa, Chordata, Actinopteri, Syngnathiformes, Syngnathidae. The record is from RefSeq and is a predicted model, not a curated record.